Messenger RNA from Cladophialophora psammophila CBS 110553, 690 nucleotides. RefSeq names its product vesicle transport through interaction with t-SNAREs 1. Gene Ontology annotation, biological process: intra-Golgi vesicle-mediated transport; retrograde transport, endosome to Golgi; intracellular protein transport. The record is from RefSeq and is a predicted model, not a curated record. The transcript has 3 exons. Gene Ontology annotation, cellular component: SNARE complex; ER to Golgi transport vesicle membrane; Golgi apparatus. Bases 1 to 690 code for a protein of 229 amino acids. Gene Ontology annotation, molecular function: SNARE binding; SNAP receptor activity. NCBI's taxonomy places the organism in Eukaryota, Fungi, Ascomycota, Eurotiomycetes, Chaetothyriales, Herpotrichiellaceae.
AUGGCAAACCCACUUGACACCGAUGCAGGCUCUGAGCUCUUUAGCACCUAUGAAGCCGAGUUGAAACUCGUCCAGGCAGACGUAAACCAGAAACUGGAUCAGAUUCCCGAACUCGCGGGGGAGGAGAGGAAAGCUGUGAUCCGGGGUGCGGAGAGAGCCAUCGAUGAGGCCAAGGAGUUGCUCGACCAGAUGAACCUGGAAAAAUCAAACAUUCCGACCUCCCAGCGGAGCAAAGUAAACUCGCGCUUCCGUAACCAUCAGUCCGACAUCGACACCCUCCAACGCAAAUUGAAGUCACUCGUCGAGUCUGAGCGCAAGCAACUCUUCGGCGAUAGGUACACGGAUGACCCCGAAACCGGUCCUAGAGAUGCACAGUUGGAGCAACGUCAGCAGCUUCUGUCUGGCACCGACCGGUUGGGCAGGAGUUCAGACCGGUUAAGAGAGUCGCAUCGGAUAGCAUUGGAGACGGAACAGAUCGGGGCAUCUACGCUAGCAGAUCUUCAUCAGCAGAGGAAUGUGAUUGAAAACACGCAUCGAAAUCUACUGCAGAGUGAAGGUUACGUGGAUCGGAGCGUUAAAACCUUGAGGGGAAUGGCGCGCAGGAUGGCUACGAAUCGGGUGAUUACCAUCGCCAUCAUUACUGUGCUUGUGCUGCUUAUUAUUGGCGUAAUAUACAGCAAGUUCAAGUGA